Messenger RNA from Ichthyophthirius multifiliis, 480 nucleotides. RefSeq lists its product as hypothetical. NCBI's taxonomy places the organism in Eukaryota, Ciliophora, Oligohymenophorea, Hymenostomatida. The transcript has 2 exons. The annotation marks the transcript as partial. The record is from RefSeq and is a predicted model, not a curated record.
AACAAAAAAAAUAAUAAAAAUUAAAAAAAAAAUACAAAACACCAUCACCAAAAAAAAAAAACAAAAAAAAAAAACAAUGAAUUUCUAGCCAGUAUACAUAUAAUAACCUAAUUUAGCUAUUCCAUUAUAACACCAAAACAUAUAAUAAUAAUUAAGAUCAGAGAAUGUAUAAAUUUAAUCCCAUACAUCAAACCCUUACGUACUUCCCGCAACUGCUAAUCCUAGAAAAGAUACUGUUACAGUCCGUGCAGAUGACUCAUCAGAAACUAUAAGAAUCCAAGCUUAAAGAAUAUCAAGAUUAGAAGAAAGGUGUGAUCUUUUAACAAAAUAAUAUUAAAGAUAUGUAGCCGCUAUAUCUUAUAAAGAUUAAGAAAUAGGUCAUUGGUAGGAACGUUGUAAUAUAUUAUAAGCACAUUUAGAAACUCCAUAUAAAAGAAUAGAAGAAUUAUGAUGGGAAAAAAAUGAAGUAAAAAGAGACUA